AGACGGUUAGACUUGAACAAAAUUACCUGCGCUAGAAACACACACAUCGGAAACAAUGUCGGCUGAUACUCUAGAAAUGGACACCACAGAUGAAUCGUUCUACGAGUGUAACAUAUGUCUAGACACCGCCCACAAUGCCGUGGUCAGCAUGUGUGGUCAUUUGUUUUGCUGGCCAUGUCUGCACCAGUGGAUAUCGACGCAACCCAAUCACACAGUGUGUCCCGUGUGCAAGUCGGGCCUGGAUAGGAGCAAAGUAAUACCGGUGUACGGACGAAAUGAUAAAAGGCAGGAGGAUCCGCGGAAUAAAACUCCGCCGCGUCCAACUGGCAUUUGGUCGGAUUACGAAAAUGAUGUGGAAUUUGGACUGUUUUCGUACUUGAUUUUUUGUUUCUUCUUUCCCUAUGGUACCCUAUCAUCUUAUCUGAAUAUUGACGGACCACUUAAUCCUGCUCCUGAUCACGACAUAAGGGAUGGGCAGAACGCACUACUUCUUUCUAAGUUGUUUCUCUACGUGGCCAUUAUGCUCAUCAUUUAUAUGAUUUUAAUUUAGCAAGAAUAGCAAUAAGAUCAAAAUAAACCAUGAUGGUGCCAAUAAAUCAUUAUAACCAAAAAGAUGUGGGUCCUUUAC
Drosophila mauritiana is the source of this 628-nucleotide messenger RNA. RefSeq names its product E3 ubiquitin-protein ligase RNF185. NCBI's taxonomy places the organism in Eukaryota, Metazoa, Arthropoda, Insecta, Diptera, Drosophilidae. Bases 56 to 550 code for a protein of 164 amino acids. Gene Ontology annotation, biological process: ubiquitin-dependent protein catabolic process. Gene Ontology annotation, molecular function: ubiquitin-like protein conjugating enzyme binding; ubiquitin protein ligase activity. Gene Ontology annotation, cellular component: endoplasmic reticulum. The record is from RefSeq and is a predicted model, not a curated record. The transcript has a single exon.